AUGGACAACAGACCUGCCUCGGAGUACGCGCAGUCAGGUUCGCACUUUCCAUAUCCACCGUCUGCCGCGACGCAUUCUGAACUCUCAGCUGCAGACCAAGCUUCUGCUGCUGCCACUGCUCAAUACACUCCUCAACCUGAGGUUCGCCCCAACCCUCAGUACACCCCUCAGCCCGAGGUGCGACCCGCCAACAUUUCGUCCUCCAACACGCCGCAGUCAGACUACGGUCUGAACCCUCCUCCCACCGCGCGCUCUCCAGCUUAUCCGGAGUACCUCGCCCGCCCGCACCAGUACCACCACGCCCCCAACACUCAAGCCGGCGGCGCGGCAGGUAUGGCUCAAGCAACAAGUCCGUCCAUGACCACCCUCCAUGAUGGGCAGCACCAUGACCAUCGCAAUCAUCACACGAACGUGAAGUCUGACGCGGACGUUCCUAUAGAUCCCUCAAUCGCGGCCUCCAGCCCCACCUAUCCUCCUCCCUACUCGCCUUACCAGCCCCAGGGCCAUGACAUGGCUCAGUACCAAGGUCACCCCCCUCCGCCGCCUCCUCAGAUGUAUACGCGUCCGGAAUGGUCGCAUGGGUACGGGCAACAUCAACACGGUCUGCCCGGACCCUAUACCACUCCUGCCACAACGGUUGGUCCCGCCUCCCCUGCUGCGACCGCAGGGCCGCGCCCUGGCCAGGUCUACUCGUUCGUUCCGAUCCCCGGUGCGCAACAGCAUAAGAGACCGCGUCGCCGGUAUGAGGAAAUUGAGCGCAUGUACAAGUGUGGUUGGAAUGGGUGUGAGAAGGCCUACGGUACUCUCAACCACCUGAAUGCCCACGUGACGAUGCAGUCCCACGGAAACAAGCGUACUCCAGAAGAAUUCAAGGAAAUUCGCAAGGAGUGGAAGGCCCGCAAGAAGGAGGAAGAGGCUCAGCGCAAGGCCGCUGAGGAGCGUGAGCGCGCCGCUGCCGCUCAGGCUGCCCAGGCCAACCAGGUCGACGCCCCCAAUCCUGCGGAUCCGCAGGGUGGUCAACCUCCCACCUACCCCGGUGGUGUCCGGCCUCAGCUGCCUCCGAUUGGAUACCAACCUGCCGAUGGCCAGGUGCCCGGUCAGUACGGUGCCCCUGGCGGCGGUAUGGUCUACCAGGGCAACGGACAAAUGGCCUAUCCUCCGAACUAUCCUCACUCUCCUUACGGGCAGAGCGGCCAAGUGUAUCAGCAACGACUAUGGAAACCGCUCGGUAAUGUGAAGGCUUAUUCUACUGAGAAUAACAAUUUGUCCGAGGCUGUCGCGGAGUCGGAUUCGACCAGACGGCGUCAAAAAUCCCGCCGCCCCAAACAAGAUGAUGAACAACUCUAUGCGCUUGCAAUGGCAAACAAAUCAUCCGACUCUGUCCCCUCGGCUCGCAAAAUUUCACGGAAGGUGAUUGAGAUGGAAAUGAAGUGGCUUCGUGAUCCCGUGAAACUGAGUGAACGGGUUCAGGGUGCCCUGCAAGCCGGCGACGAGGCUAUGGCGGUGGCGUUGGUACGCACGGCACAAAGCCAGGGCAUAGAUUGCUUUGUGGCAUGGAAUCAGCUCCUUCAAUACUGCUUCGAUAAAGGGUCUAGCCGGUCUGCCUUUAGAUUCUACAAUGAUAUGAAAAAACGGGGACGCAAGCCAACUGAGCGCACCUAUACGAUCAUGUUAGAUGGUCUGAGUAAAGCACAAUCGAGACCCGGGUUCAGACCAGUGGAUAUGGCUCUGAGCAUAUUCCGAUCCAUACCUGCCCCGGAUCUCUUUAACGUAGCUGCAAUGCUUACAGUCUGUACUCGUCACAGGGUAAUGGACCCAUUAUGGCAAAUUGCUAGCGAGUUACCUGAAGAGGGACCGGGCUCCCCCGAACCGAUCACUUAUACAAUUAUUCUGAAAGGCAUUCUGGAUACGCUGGUAGUGGACCUUAAAAAGAUAUCGCCCAAAGAUACGAAUUCGAUCUUGGCUAGAAGAGUGCAAGGGGUCACGGAAGCUAAACGAAUUUGGGCCGAUGUUGUUUAUAGAUGGAAGAAGGGACACUUCGCUCUCGACAAUCGCUUGCUGGACUCCAUGGCGAAAGUACUUUUGGAAGGCCCCGGUGAUUAUGAGUUCUACGAGGUGUUCGUGAUGGUCAACCAGACCACUGGCCUCCCCAUCCUGGCAAAAGAGCCCCGCAAAGUCGCCUAUAACACGAAAUCGUCCAGGUCGUCCGAGGCUUUGCGAGAACGGGCUGACCAGAAGGAUUUGGAAGACGUUCCAUUUGUGGACGACCAGGGCGAAAGGCUGUACAGGCCACCGCAACCCGAGACCGAGAUCCCAGAAGAGGAGCAAGUAGAAGCCGAAGCCGAGGAAGAGAACCUCGAUGAUGUUUUCAACCCGGUUGUCCCGGACGACUCUUCGCCGGGAGUCAAAGGUCCAUCGCAUGUCCCACUGACAAACAGGGAGCUUUUUAGUAUUUUGGAAUCGUGCUCCAUGGUCACUCAAGGAUUGGGUACCGCAAAGGCGUAUUGGAAAUUGAUGACGCAAGGCGAUUCCAAAUUCCGGGUACAACCCGACAAACGUUCAUUCAUAAAAUACCUGCGGGUUUUGCAAGCCGCUCGUUCCAGUCGCGUCGCCGUGGAGCUUGUGCGCGAUGAGAUCUUGCCCUCCCGCCAGUUGCAUCCGGAUGUGUUUGAAAUCGCGCUGAAAUGCUGCCGCCGCGACAUCAACAACAUGAAUGUUUUGAAGCAUGCCAACGAGAUACUGAGACUCAUGGAGGAAGCAUGGCUUCCGCUUCCCAGCACCAGGGCCCUAGACGCUUACUUUAAUUUGAUCCAAAAUCUGCUGGAGAAACCCCAGCUCCUCGUGUCACUGAACGGCGUUGCAGAAGACUCGAAGAUAGGCUCUUUAGAAACCCUUGGCCAAGAACUGCGACUCAAGUUGCAGACCGUGGCCAUCGAUACCUUGCGCCCUCACGCGGCUCGGUUGGAAGAGGCUUUCGAGCAUGGUCAAACCCGCGCUCCGCAACCCCCCCUUGAACUCGAAAAGAACCUAUACGAGAGUGUCUCCGGCCCUGGCGGUAUGGUUAUGUUGGCACGGUUGAGAUUCAUGGUGGAUUCCGUUUUGGAGACCGAACGGCGAAAGCAGAUUCCCAAGCCGCUUCGAAAAGAAUAUGAAGAGCUGUCGCAGAAGCUGCGGAAAUACAGCAACAAAAAGGUCCAACGUGAGUUCGACGGCAAGAUCGUGUUACCCACUCCGCAGCAGCUGUCUCGGGCGCUGGAACUUCGUGACCAAGCCAGUGGCACCAAUGGCACCGAUGAUGCCGAUGAUGCUAAUGGCGCCGAUGAUGCUAAUGGCGCCGAUGAUGCUAAUGGCGCCGAUGGUGCCAAUGGCGCAGAUUCGGUCGAGGCUCGGGUCCCUUGACCUGGCUCAUGUAACGUGUACAUUACCUAUUAAGACACUUGGGUUCACUUGUUCUGGCGUUCUAGGUGAACCGAUUCACAUGUCUGCAUAUUGGGAGGGCGUUUGGGUGUAUAUAGGUGUAUAGAUAGAUGCAUAGAUGGAAUGUAUAGAUGCCUG
Aspergillus steynii IBT 23096 is the source of this 3555-nucleotide messenger RNA. RefSeq lists its product as uncharacterized. The transcript has 5 exons. NCBI's taxonomy places the organism in Eukaryota, Fungi, Ascomycota, Eurotiomycetes, Eurotiales, Aspergillaceae. Gene Ontology annotation, molecular function: protein binding. The coding region runs from base 1 to 3399 and encodes 1132 amino acids. Gene Ontology annotation, biological process: regulation of DNA-templated transcription. The record is from RefSeq and is a predicted model, not a curated record.